GUGAAUCUGUGAUUGUUGUUUAGAUUGGUUUAGAUUUAGAGUUUUUCAAUUUGCAGGUCAAGAGAUCUACUAUUUCCCUGUAAAAGAAAAAGGAAAAAUAAAUGUGAAAGAAGUGGUAACUACGUGUUAAUACUAUGGAUUCAAAUGAAAACAAUAAUGAUAGUGUUUCGGUGCCAGAUUUGGAUUCUAUACACGUGAAAGUUGAGUCUGUUGAGAAGUGUGAAAACCCUGAAGCUGUGAAAGAGACAAUUCACUUGAAACUCAGAAAAAUUAACUCUACCUUUGAAAAGAAGUUACAGGAUAUACAAUUAAAUCACAAACGUAAGGUUGCAGAAAGUUCUGACGUAGUUAUGGAUAACGAGGAUUCAAAUGAUAGUGUGAAACGUAGGAGGUACUCGGACUCUCAAAAUGAAGUUGCUAUGUCGAAUAACUCUGAGAGUGUGGCUGAGAAACAGAUAUACACACUGUUGUUAACAAAUUCACAAGGGAAUUGGUCUUCAAAGGAAGUUAUAAACUAUGUUAAAGAUGAAUGUGGAGUUCAUAUAUCAAGUAUCAAUGACAGCAGAGAAGAUAACACCAAGGAGGAUUUCCAAAUACGUCUUAGAUUCGAAACAAAGAAACAUUUGCACCAAGUUUUAAAGAAGUUGAAGGAAAAAGAAAUUGAAGGAAAACUAAAUGUGCAAUUAAUGGAUUCUGUAAAAGAUGAAGUGGAAAGUGAUGCAGAAUCUGAUACAACUGUACAAUUGGAACCAAAUGAAUCAGAGAAUCCACAAGCAGAAGAAUCCACUGGUCCUUCCAAGCCGAAACAAAAUGUGACCUCAGAUUCAAAUGAUUACCACAUAAGGGAGGACUAUUUAGACUCGUUGGGUAUCACACCACCUCUAACAAACUGGGUUACUGUUACCAACUUUAGGUGUGAUAAAUCGGAAUUAAAAGAAGUUUUGGAGCUGGCAGGAAAAGUGUUAAUUUGCUCAGUUUGUAUGAACAGCACAAAAUAUGCAAACGUUAUGUACAGCCAUCCACUUGAAGCAGUGCAGGCAGUAUCAAUGUUGAACGGUCAGCAAUAUUACGGCAAAAAUCUCAAAGUGAAAAUCAACAAUACAAUAGAAAACAAAACAUUACUACCCAAAGGCUUGGUCGAAGUGGGCCCAGGCUUGGGCAAAUACGGAAAACCUUUGCCAGAUAUAGGAGACCAAUACAAGAAAUUUCUAAAAGGAAAAACAUCUAACUUAGACGCCUGUCUAUUCCAAUCGAGCUUUUUGAAAAAAAUUGGCAUUACCAUAGAUGAAGAAGUCGCUAAAUUCGUUCGUUCGAUAACUACGCCUAGUAGCCAAAAUAGUCAAAAUGAUACAGACAGUGAAAGAAACGAAUCACCCAUAGACAAAGAUAAUAUCCAAAAAAGUGAAUCAGGUCCAUUCAGACAAAAACCUGGCAGUAACAUCCCAGUAUUACGACCACAGAAUAAAAUUCCACCUAGACCAGUUAUAUUGCAGAGCUCAAAUGUGCCUCCGAAUCCAAUGCAACAAAUGCAAGGUCCCAUCAGAGGUCCAAUGCCAUCACCUGUUAUGGGCCCAAGAAUACCUGGACCAAUGCAAAUGGGUCCAGGAUCAAGACCAGGGUUUCCAAUGGUCAAUCCAGGCCCAAUGUACCCUAGUUGUCCACCGGUACCUGGUAUCGAAUCUGGGAAUGAUCCGUCUAAAAAUGUCAAUGGUAUGAGUGGACCUAGAUUUCGAGGUCCAAUGCCUGGUCCAAUGAGUCCAAUGCUCGGUCCCAGAGGUCCAAUGGUCGGUCCCAAUCGGUUCCCAGGCCCCGGUCCUAUGAUGGGGCCUAGGCCUGGUCCCGCGAUGGGUCCACAUGGACCGAUGGCAAUGCCGAAUGGUCCCAUAAGGCCGAAUAUGCCGUUUUGGUCUAAUGUGAGAAUGUUCAAAGGACCAGACCCCGUGAUGGUUCAAAUAACAAAUUUACCUCCAACGACCAAUUUUGUGAACCUGGGCCAGAAGUUGACGGAAUUGGGUCACGUUGUAUUCCUAGAGUUGACGACCCCUGGAUGUGCCAACGUAAGGUUUGCGAGCCCAGCUGAUGUUGAGAGGUGUUUACAGAAUUAUCGUCAAGUGAUGGGAUGAAAUCCGGACAUUGAUGAAGUACCAGCGAUUGUUGCAUUUACAAAGAUCCUGUUGAAGGUAAUAGUUUUCUUUUUCAUAUUAUUUUUUCUCAUUUUUAUUAACAUACAGUACCUACGAUUUGUAUAUAUUAAUUUAAUUUAUUUCAUUAUUAGUUUAAACUAGUAAGUAUAAGUUUUUUGUAAUUGUAUAAAUAUACUGACGCUUAAAGUUUACUAAUUAAGUUAGUAGUUGGUUAAUUUAGUUUUAUAUAAAUUAAAAACGUGCCCAGAAGUAACGAUUUACAUUAUGGAUUAAAAAUAUGGAAUAAGUGAUUUUUACGUUAAAUUUAUUAAUGUAAUUUAUUGUACGUAAAAGCCUAGGAAUUUCUUACAUCCACAUGGUUGUAUAAACUUUAUAAACCAAUGAAAUAUUUCAAUUAAACAUA
Messenger RNA from Maniola jurtina (meadow brown), 2547 nucleotides. RefSeq lists its product as uncharacterized. Lineage: Eukaryota; Metazoa; Arthropoda; Insecta; Lepidoptera; Nymphalidae. Gene Ontology annotation, molecular function: mRNA binding. Gene Ontology annotation, biological process: regulation of mRNA stability involved in response to oxidative stress. Gene Ontology annotation, cellular component: cytoplasm; nucleus; post-mRNA release spliceosomal complex. The record is from RefSeq and is a predicted model, not a curated record. The transcript is spliced from 10 exons. Bases 135 to 2123 code for a protein of 662 amino acids.